Molecule: messenger RNA, 4203 nt
Organism: Pogoniulus pusillus (Red-fronted tinkerbird)
Lineage: Eukaryota; Metazoa; Chordata; Aves; Piciformes; Lybiidae
Gene: CCDC80
Product: coiled-coil domain containing 80
Exons: 8
Coding region: 623-3493 (956 amino acids)
Biological process (GO): positive regulation of cell-substrate adhesion; extracellular matrix organization
Cellular component (GO): basement membrane
Source: RefSeq, a predicted model, not a curated record
GGCUGGUUCGGAGCAGGGCUGGGGUUACCCUGACAUUUCUGGGACCGCGGCCAGCCAAGCAGGGAAAGGAAAGAAAAGACGAGUCUUUUACAAUUUGCUUUUGUCCAAGUGUGGAGAAAGGGGAAAGGGAAGCGUCCUCUGGUGUGCGUUGGUUUUUUUUUAGCAUCACAUUCCUGGGUUUUUCUUCAGCCUGGAAAAUAUAUUAGUGCUGGUGCUUUCCUCUCUGGAAACAAAGGAGCUAAACGGGACUGAGGAAGUAAGGAGUGGGAAGGAGGCUCGGGAAUUUUAAAAGAGAGCCUCGGAGCGGUUGGGAGUUCCCUUUCCUUAAAUGAAACCCCUGCCUGUGUGGGUAACCGGUACAGCAAAAAGCCAGACCUGCAGGUAAAUGGAGAAGCAGAGCUCCCCAAGGAAAUUUCCGCUAACCUCAUCCCACUUGUCACGGAGCUGAAGAAGAAGAAAGAAACUGAAAAGACGUACGAGGAGGCAGGCUCUGGGAUCUCUUGGGCUGCGUCAAGUUAAAUCGCCGGGCAGCAGCACAUCUGUAUGGCACUGGUCUCCUUUUGAAGGAAAAAGACGUGAAACCUCAGCUCUGGAAGGGGAGCUUCCCUGAGAGCAUUGCACAAUGAACUGGAGGCCAGCUCUCAGCUUAGCCCUGCUGUGGGCAGCGUGGCUAGCGUGUGGCUCUGAAAAAACAGAGAGGCUAGCAGAGAGAGUGAGCCAUGGAGUUAGGAAAGUGCCCCUGGCUUACAGGGCUCCAAGCAACCUCCUAAGAAGGUCUGGAGAAUCCCUGAAGAGUUCGAGCCCAAAUCUACAACACCCUGUCACCAAGAGGGAUUCUUCAGCACCUCCAGAGGCGCCUGCCAACAUCCUGCAAAGGGAGGCACGCUCCCAGGCCAGGGGCACAGGGACCAGAAUGAGACGAGUACAGAGACUCACAGCUGCAGCCAAAUACUCCAAGUCCGAAAUGAUUAAAGAUGAAGGGGUGUCUUCUGCCUCACAGUCACGAGUGGUACGCUUCCCUUCAGGAUCAAGUUCACCCAAUGUCCUGGCCAGCUUUGCUGGGAAAAAUCGGGUAUGGGUCAUUUCUGCCCCCCAUGCCUCUGAGGGUUAUUACCGGCUGAUGAUGAGCCUGCUGAAAAACGAUGUUUACUGUGAACUCGCCGAGAGGCACAUCCAGCAGAUUGUGUUGUUCCACGAAGAAGGGGAAGAAGGAGGGAAAGUCAGAAGGAUAACCAACGAAGGAAAAAUCCUGGAGCAGCCACUAGAUCCUGCCCUCAUCCCUAAGCUCAUGAGCUUUCUGAAACUGGAGAAGGGGAAAUUUGGCAUGGUGCUGCUGAAGAAAACUCUGCAGGUGGAGGAAAGGUAUCCUUACCCUGUCAGGCUAGAGGCCAUGUAUGAAGUCAUUGAUCAAAGCCCCAUUAGAAAAAUUGAGAAGAUGAGGCAGAAAGGCUUCAUCCAGACUUGCAAAGCAGCUGGGGUGGAGGGACAAGUGGUUGAAGAAGGCAAUAACGGGGGCAGCACCCAGCCUACCCCUGGUGGUGCGCAUGUCCAGAUAUCAACAAGGAAGGAGGAGCCCAGGAAGAGUAAUAAUCAGCCAACAAGGACCAAAGCAGUGAGGAAACCAAUGACAACCACAGUAACCACUCCUCUACCUACAGUAAGGACUACUACCUUCCCUCCCACCUCCACAGCUACCCAUGCCAACACCCGUGCAGCGACAACAGCGAUCCGGUCCACCACAACAACCACACUCCUCCCUACCACACAGAGAACCUGGACCACAAAGUCACAUUCUACCACAGAAUACCACAGGCUGCCAGUAGCCCCUGAUGCCACCACUCCGCGAGUCACAGCUUCCGAGGAUUUCUAUUCUCCUGCGUGGAAGGCAAACCGCAGGGACAGGCAGCGCAGCCACCUGGAGAAACACGCAGUGGCCACACGGAGACCAAGCCUGGCUGCACACUAUGACAGCUUCACAGCGGUCCCAACAGCUCCCUCGGUGCGCUAUACAAAGGCAAAUGGGGGUAGGUUUAAAGAUAACAGAACUGACAGAAAGGACUAUAGCCACAGAGACCUGAAUGUCACACCAGGGCAACACAAACCAACUAAGGCUAAACCACCAAAAAAGAAGGCCCAGGAAAAGGUACUGAGCAAUGAAUAUGAAGAUAAAUAUGACCCCAGCAAGCCUGCCAGUUCCCAUUUAGAGGAAGAGUUUGCAGCAAGAAAUAUUCCUCCAAAGAAAGGAAAAGAAUCAAAGAAGCAUGAGAGAGUAGAUAAACCUGAGAAGAAGAAGAAGAAGGACAGACCUGACAAGUUGCAGAAGAGUGAGAAGCACUCCAAGAAGGACAAAGCUGAGAAAAAGAGCAAGCAGGACAAAGAUCGUAGCAAGAAGAACAAGAAGGGGAGCAGAACUGAGAAUGAGGAUUUCCCUAAGCCAAAUAAGAAGCCUUUCCUACAGCCUCCCAGGAAGUUGGUGACUGACCUCCUGGAGUACUUUGAAGGCAAAAGGAGACUCAUUCUGAUCACAACCCCCAAGGCGGACAACAACAUGUAUGUACAGCAGCGAGAUGAGUAUCUGGAGAGUUUCUGCAAGAUGGCCACCAGGAAGAUAUCAGUCAUUACAAUUUUUGGCACCAUGAACAACAGCAGCAUGAAAAUCGACCACUUCCAGCUAGAUAAUGAAAAGCCCAUGAAAGUGAUAGAGGACGAAGACCUUGUGGAUCAGCAGCUCAUCAGUGAGUUGAGGAAAGAGUAUGGGAUGACCUACAAUGACUUCUUCAUGGUGCUUACAGACACGGACAUGAAGGUCAAGCAAUACUAUGAAGUGCCCAUAGCUAUGAAGUCUGUGUUUGAUUUGAUCGACACCUUCCAGUCACGCAUUAAAGACAUGGAAAGACAGAAAAAAGAAGGCAUUGUCUGCAAAGAAGAUAAGAAGCAAUCCCUUGAGAGCUUCUUAUCAAGGUUCCGUUGGAGAAGGCGGUUGGUGGUGAUCUCUGCUCCCAGUGAUGAGGACUGGGCUUAUUCUCAGCAGCUUGCUGCUCUCAGUGGACAAGCCUGCAAUUUUGGUCUGCGCCAUAUAACUAUCCUCAAAUUGCUAGGACUUGGAGAAGAUAUUGGAGGUGUCUUAGAGUUGUAUCCAAUUAAUGGAAGCUCUACUGUAGACCGAGAAGAUAUCCCAGCUCAUUUGGUGAAAGAUAUCAGAAACUAUUUCCAAAUCAGCCCAGAAUAUUUCUCCAUGCUUCUGGUUGGGAAAGAUGGAAAUGUCAAAUCCUGGUAUCCCUCUCCAAUGUGGUCUAUGGCGAUUGUGUAUGAUCUGAUCGACUCCAUGCAGCUUCGGCGACAGGAAAUGACAAUUCAGCAAUCUCUUGGCAUGCAGUGCCCAGAUGAUGAGUACGGUGGGUAUGGGUACCAUAGCUAUCACCAAGGAUACCAGGAAGGUUACCAAGAUGACUACCGUCACCAUGGAAGUUACCACCAUGGAUAUCCAUAUUGAAAUGAGCAACUUAGCCUCCAACUGCCCUGUGUCUGUCUUCUCAUAGCUAUCCAAGCAAUAGGUGGCCAGUUGCAGAAAGUCUCCCUGGGCCACCAUCCAUGCCUCGUUCUUCCACUGUUCAAUCAAGGAACUUUGGUCACUUGCCUUCUUAAAAACACAGAAGCCUUUACAGUGAAGCAGUUCAAACCUGUAGUAUUGAAGCUUUAAACAAUAAAGACUCCUUCAUAUUUUUAAACUUUUAUAAACAAAGGGCACCAGCAAGUGCUGUUUGCAUUAAAACCAAUCAACCAACCAACCAAAAAAUCCCCAAACCCACAGUCCCAGUCCAUGGACACUGCUGUGGGGCAGGACACAAACUGUCCCACAAAUAUUGCAAUGCUCUUCUUAGUAUUUUUUUUUCUAAGGAGAAAAAAGAAAAAGAAAUAUAUUUAUUGGAAAGUGAGAUUGCAUUGUGCUCAUGAAGAGAUGCAAAUAAUCACACUUCAAGACUAACCCAGGAAAGGAAAAUUUAAGAAAGAAGCAUGGUGCAGGCUCUUUAAUAGUAACAGCAAUAAUAACAAAAUCCUUUUGAAGUACCUUGUCUAAAAAGACAGCUUCCAUUCUCAGUGCAUUAACGUUGUAAUUAGCAAACUCUGUCAAUGAAAAUAAGAAUUUAUGGCUAUGGCAAGAUUUGUUCCAAUAAAAUACAGUGUAAAGUUCUUAACUACAAA